Molecule: messenger RNA, 3193 nt
Organism: Protopterus annectens (West African lungfish)
Lineage: Eukaryota; Metazoa; Chordata; Ceratodontiformes; Protopteridae
Gene: GTF2I
Product: general transcription factor IIi
Exons: 30
Coding region: 254-3034 (926 amino acids)
Cellular component (GO): nucleus
Molecular function (GO): DNA-binding transcription factor activity
Source: RefSeq, a predicted model, not a curated record
UGUACUUCUUGUUUUCAUUCAUGGACAUAUAGUGCUAUGUUGAGGAAUGCAUUAUUUAGUUGUGAUACUUGGAAUCAUUGAUUUUCUUUGACAUGUGGAGAGGAGUCGCCGUUACUUAUCUGGUCCUUUUCCAAUUUGUAGAGGUUGGGAGCAGUAGCAUAUACAACACAUGGUUUCGUCCGACUUGUAAAUAUGUACGUGGUAUUUACGUUGGUGUUCCUUGCUGGGUUGUCGUUAUGUAGUUUUUGUUUGUAUGACUGAUACAGGAUUUGAAGAUAUCAUCUUGCACACAAGGAUCUGCCGCUGGCCCGGCAUGGAGCAGCACUGGCGUAGGUUGUGGAGGCAGCCGCCUUCCAACCCUUCUAGCCAGAGAAUGUUUGACACUGCUGCAGCAUUAAACACUGGAAGAGAGGCAAUGGAGCAAUUAGGGAUGAUGUCCCUGUCAACCCAGGAGGAUCCAUCUUCUGAGAAUCGAAUGGUUAUGUCAUUCCUUGUGUCUGCACUUGAGUCAAUGUGUAAAGAACUUGAAAAAUCCAAAGCAGAAGUAGCCUGCAUUGCUGUGUAUGAGGCCAGUGUUUUGGUUGUUGGGACUGAAAAGGGAAGGACCUUCCUCAAUAAGCGGAUGGAUUUUCAGGAGGACUUUGUGAAGUACUGUGCUGAACAGGAGAAUCUGGUUGAACAACAGAAAACCCAGUCUGCAAGCACUGUGGCUACCGAGUCUGUGGAUGAUACAGAGAUUGAAGCACUCAGAAAAUCAGUUGAGGACUUAUUUUGCAUUUGCUAUGGGAAAGCCCUGGGGAAACUUACACUAGUACCUGUGCCAUAUGAAAGGAUUAUGAGGGACCAGUCUGCUGUCGUAAUCCAAGGCCUUCCAGAUGGUGUUGACUUCAAACAUCCUGCUAAUUAUGAUGUAUGCACCCUGCAGAAGAUAUUAGAAAAUAAAGGACACUUAUCGUUUGAUAUUAAAAGGCCAUUCUUGGAUCCUAAGAAGCAAUGUGAGAAUUCAAGCAGUGCUGCAUCUGAUUGUCAAAUUUCCUCAUCGGCUUCAUCAAGUUUUGUUACUGUGAAAGUGAAACCAGAGCCCAGUGAAGAAGCAGCAGAUUCAGCUCUAGAAAUAAGAACAGUUGCAGUUAAAGAAGAACCUGAGGAUUCUCACAGUUUCCGACAUAUAGCACGUGAUGAGGACUAUAGACCUCCCCAUAAAAAGCCAAAAAAUACUGAGCAAGUUAUUGAAACUGCCACCUCUGGCAAACGAAAAGUCCGGGAAUUUAACUUUGAUAAGUGGAAUGCAAGAAUCACAGAGCUGAGGAUGCAAGUCGAACAGCUUUUUGAGCGAAAGUAUGCUGAAGCAAUGAAGCUUACAAGGCCAGUGUCAAUUCCUUACCCAAUGUUUCAGUCAAAUUUGGAAGACUUGUACGUAGAAGGACUACCUGAAGGUAUUCCAUUCCGGAGACCCUCCACGUAUGGCAUUCCACGUCUUGAGCGAAUACUGCUAGUUAAAGAUCGCAUCAAGUUUGUUAUUAAAAAACCAGAGCUGCUGAAUUCCUCACGAGAAGACUGCAAGUUAGACAAGCCUGCUGGUGGAGUAAAGGAGGAAUGGUACGCAAGGAUAACCAAACUGAGGAAGAUGGUAGAUGAACUCUUCAGUAAAAAAUAUGGUGAGGCAAUGGGAAGCACAGAGCCCAUGGCAGUACCUUAUCAGAAAUUUGAAGCAAACCCAAAAGAGUUGUACGUGGAGGGGCUUCCUGAAAAUAUUCCAUUCCGCAGCCCAUCCUGGUAUGGUAUUCCCAGGUUGGAGAAGAUUCUGCAAAUGGGCAGCAAGAUUAAAUUUAUCAUCCAAAGACCAGAAUUGCUGAAUCUGAAUGAAAAUGCUCAACAGAAGGGCAAUGCUGGAGUCAAAGAAGACUGGAAUGUUAGAAUUACAAAACUAAGAAAGCAAGUGGAGGAUAUUUUCAACAUGAAAUAUGCACAAGCUCUUGGCUUGACUGAACCAGUGAAGGUGCCCUAUCCAGUGUUCGAGUCUAAUCCUGAAAAUCUGUACGUAGAAGGCCUGCCAGAAGGAAUUCCUUUCAGAAGUCCCACCUGGUUUGGAAUUCCUCGGCUUGAAAGAAUAGUUCGUGGAAAUGCAAAAAUUAAGUUUAUUGUGAAAAAGCCUGAAUUAGUGAUUUCCCAUUUACCUCCUGGCUUGGCUUCACAAAUAAAUACUGAAGGUGCUAAUGACAAGUCAAUGUCAGAAGAUCCUCAAAGUACAGCACAGACAAAUGGAUCUAAUUCAACAUUUAAAACACGAGGUCGUGAAUUUUCAUUUGAAGCUUGGAAUGCCAAAAUCACAGAUCUGAAGCAGAGGGUUGAGGCUCUGUUUAAUGAAAAGUGCGGUGAAGCUCUUGGUCUUUCUGAACCUGUAAAAGUGCCAUUUGCUCUGUUCGAGUCUUACCCUGAUGAUUUCUAUGUGGAAGGACUGCCAGAGGGAGUACCAUUCCGCAGACCGUCUACUUUUGGCAUUCCUAGACUGGAGAAAAUUCUAAGAAAUAAAGCCAAGAUCAAGUUCAUUAUCAAAAAGCCAGAAAUGUUGGAGACCGCCAUAACAGAGCCCACUGCAAAUGAUUCAUCAGGAGAAGGUAUCACUAAUGCGUCAGACACAGCAAUAGGUGUAGAAGACCUGAAUAUCAUCCAGGUGACUAUUGCAGAUGCAGAAAGUGAAAGAGUGUCAAAAAUAGAGAAAGUUCGACUCUUAAGAGAGCAAGUGAAUGACUUGUUUAGCCAAAAGUAUGGUGAAGCUCUUGGUGCAGAUUUUCCAGUUAAGGUUCCAUACAGAAAGAUCACCCUCAACCCUGGCUGUGUAGUUGUUGAUGGCAUGCCUCCUGGAGUUCCAUUUAAAGCUCCUAGUUAUUUAGAAGCCACUUCCAUGAAAAAGAUUCUAGAUUCAGCAGAUUUUAUCAAAUUCACUGUUCUCAGACCUUUCCCAGGACUUCAAGUUAACAGCUCAUCUGAUCAGAAUGAAGGUGAAUCACCAGCUGCAAGAGAAUCCAUCUAACAGAAUAUAUCCACCAAUGAGAGACGCUAAUGAGCUAUUCAGCAGUAUCCGCUGUGUAAUAUACCUGUACAACAGAAUUCUGUUCUGUACAAAUCAUUUUUUUUACUUUUAGAUGUUAUCUUCAUUUUAUUAAAUGAGAUUGUACAAUUUUAUUAACAA